AUGUCAUUGUAUGAAGGGGCUCCGAGUCACAGCGAAAUCCAAGUGAUUUCCGAGCGGAUCGACGCUGACUCAGCAGCCGGGCGUAGUCCCAUCCUCUACGAGAAUGAGAUUCGGAACUAUCUAGGCGCAAGGGUGCGGGGAGUGGGCGAGCGAUUGCUCCGAAUGGAGGGGGCAGACGUGAAAUUGUGCAGCGGCCGCAUUACUGCGAGCGGCAUCGGCGACCGGUCGAUCAUCGAGGCCAUUCUCAUCCAAUCGAGAGGCGUCCCACCGGUGCGGCCCUGCAGUUGUUGUAGGAACAAUCGCUUUCCGUGCACGUUCCCCACGUGCCUCCAUGUGCCUGAUCCCCUGACAUUCCAGGGCAUCUGCGGCAACUGCAAGGCUUCGGGUCGGGCGUCGAGAAAUUGCGACGCCAUGAGCGCUUUCUUCGAGAUGGAACAACAACAAGCACACAUGGCACAAACGUUGCAAAGCAUGGCGGACGAUAGCAAUGCUUCCCAACUUCCGAACGGCGUCCGAACGGUCUCCCAAAUGGUGCUUCCUAAUCGGACCGUUAGUUUCUGA
This is a messenger RNA of Aspergillus uvarum CBS 121591, 561 nucleotides long. Its product is annotated as DUF3716 domain-containing protein. The transcript has a single exon. Lineage: Eukaryota; Fungi; Ascomycota; Eurotiomycetes; Eurotiales; Aspergillaceae. The record is from RefSeq and is a predicted model, not a curated record. The coding region runs from base 1 to 561 and encodes 186 amino acids.